This is a messenger RNA of Helianthus annuus (common sunflower), 1445 nucleotides long. Its product is annotated as transcription factor LUX. Gene Ontology annotation, biological process: regulation of DNA-templated transcription. Bases 176 to 1129 code for a protein of 317 amino acids. The record is from RefSeq and is a predicted model, not a curated record. Gene Ontology annotation, cellular component: nucleus. Gene Ontology annotation, molecular function: DNA-binding transcription factor activity; DNA binding. NCBI's taxonomy places the organism in Eukaryota, Viridiplantae, Streptophyta, Magnoliopsida, Asterales, Asteraceae. The transcript has 2 exons.
AUCUAGAUACUUCCUGUGUGGAAGCCAGAUGUACCCUUUUCCCCUUGCACUUUACCCUUUUUCCCCUAUCCUCCAAAUAUCUCCAAAGAGAUUCUUCUUUCACACGUCACCUCAUCUUCUCCAUCACAAAAAUCCCUUCAAUUCAAUCCUACCGUUCGAUUUGUAACAAUCGCUUAUGGGACAAGAAGUCAGAAUCACCGAUUAUGACGUCAGCACCGCCAACCACGACGGCCGCGUGACGGCGUGGGAGGCCGGCCUGCCGGAAACCGCCGAUUUACCACCGCUGUCACAGAUUCUGUUAUCACCGGAGAUGGCGUCGGCGUUCAGCAUCUCACCGGAGCCUCACCGGACCAUGAUCGACGUCGAUCGGGCCUCUCGUGACACGCUAUCGAGUCUCCGAGGUCAGUCGGAAUCUCAUCUGAUGAAUAAAAUGAAUGAUUUUAGAUCCGUUAGUGAUGAGAGAGAAGAUGAGAUGGUUGUUGAAGGUGAGGAGAUUGUUGAUCUGGUUCGAGACGGUGGAGAUUCGCCGUCGAGGAAAUUCCGGCGAGUUGACGGUGGUGGUGGUGGUGGAGGAGAAGAAGAAGCUGAGUCAGCAAGGGCGAAUAAACGGAUUCGGUUAGUUUGGACUCCGCAGCUGCAUAAGCGGUUUGUUGAGGUUGUUGCGCAUUUAGGUGUGAAGAAUGCGGUACCGAAAACGAUUAUGCAGUUAAUGAAUGUUGAAGGAUUGACUAGAGAGAAUGUUGCUAGUCAUUUGCAGAAGUAUAGGCUGUAUUUGAAAAGGAUGCAGGGGUUAGGUAAUGAUGGGCCGUCUUGUUCGGAUAUCCCGUUUGCUUCGACUCCUGUUCCGAAGAGUGAUUUAGGCGGUUCGGGUGGUGGGAUUGGGAAUGAGAAUGGGCAGGUUCGGGUUCCGGUUCCAAUGCCCUAUCCGCCGCAGAUGGUGCCCAUGCCCUACCCACCGCCACAGAUUGUACCUAGUGCUGCAGCUGCUGGUGGAGGUGCUUAUCAUCAUGGGUUCGAGUAUCAUUCGCAUCAUCCAUAUAAUAUGAUGGUGCAGCCAAAAGAGUGGUCUGGAAACAACCUUGGGCCAGUUUUACCGUAUCAACAUAGUAUGACUCCAAACCAUAAAUAGAUUUCUGUAUCCAUCUGGGAUGAGUAUUUAUGUAUACAGAGGUACUGCAUGAUUCUACUUUCGAAUGGUAAGAUUGAGAACGUCUGCUAGAUGUAAGACUUGCAUUGAAAAUGUUUGAAGAGAUAUGUAAAGUGUGGUUUGAUUUGGGGUCAAUCUGGCUGUAUCGAAGCAGAAGACAGUUGUUGCGACAUGAUUGCCAAGGAUUGUUAGGUAUAUUCCUAACCCGUUUAUAUUCAUAAAUGUUGUUUUCAUGUUUUAACAACUAUUCAGUUUGAACCUUUAUGUACCACAGAUGUGUUGUAGAAUCUUUUUUUUU